Molecule: messenger RNA, 2515 nt
Organism: Mirounga angustirostris (Northern elephant seal)
Lineage: Eukaryota; Metazoa; Chordata; Mammalia; Carnivora; Phocidae
Gene: ADPGK
Product: ADP dependent glucokinase
Exons: 7
Coding region: 74-1561 (495 amino acids)
Biological process (GO): glucose metabolic process
Cellular component (GO): endoplasmic reticulum
Molecular function (GO): ADP-specific glucokinase activity
Source: RefSeq, a predicted model, not a curated record
GUUGGCGCACGCCGAGACGGAAGAGGCGCGGGCUGGGAAAGGAGCAGGCUGCGGCCGCGGCGCCACUGUCCCCAUGGCGCUGUGGCGCGGCUCUGCGUACGCCGGCUUCCUGGCGCUGGCGGUGGGCUGUGUCCUCCUGCUGGAGCCGCAGCUGCCCAGCUUGGCGCUGCGCUCGCUGUGGAGCUCGCUACAGCUGGCGCCCGCGCCCCCGGGACCCGGCUCCCCUGAGGGCCGCUUGGCGGCCGCCUGGGACGCGCUCAUCGUACUGCCGGCCCGGCGUUGGCGCCGCGUGGCCGUGGGAGUCAAUGCCUGUGUGGAUGUAGUGCUCUCGGGGGUGAAGCUCUUGCAGACACUUGGCCGGAGUCCUGGGAAUGGGAAAGAUCACACCAUUCUGCAUUCAAGGAAUGAUCUGGAAGAAGCUUUCGUUCACUUCAUGGGGAAGGGAGCCGCAGCUGAGCGCUUCUUCAGCGAUAAGGAAGCUUUUCAUGACAUUGCCCAGAUUGCAUCAGAGCUCCCAGGAGCCCAGCACUACGUAGGAGGAAAUGCAGCUUUAAUUGGACAGAAAUUUGCAGCCAACUCAGAUUUAAAGAUUCUUCUUUGCGGUCCAGUUGGUCCAAAGCUGCAUGAACUUCUUGAUGAUAAUGUCUUCGUUCCACCAGAGUCGUUGCAGGAAGCGGAUGAGUUCCACCUUAUUUUAGAAUAUCAGGCAGGGGAGGAAUGGGGCCGGUUAAAAGCUCCCCAUGCCAACCGAUUCAUCUUCUCCCACGACUUCUCCAACGGGGCCAUGAAUAUGCUGGAGGUGUUCAUGUCCAGCCUGGAGGAGUUUCAGCCAGACCUGGUGGUCCUCUCUGGAUUGCACAUGAUGGAGGGACAGAGCAAGGAGCUGCAGAGGAAGAGGCUCUUGGAGGUCGUGACCUCCAUUUCUGACAUCCCCACUGGUAUUCCGGUUCACCUCGAGCUGGCCAGUAUGACCAACAAGGAGCUCAUGAGGAGCAUCGUGCAUCAGCAGGUCUUUCGGGCGGUGACUUCCCUGGGCCUGAACGAACAGGAGCUGCUUUUCCUCAGCCAGGCGGCAUCUGGACCUCACUCCUCUCUCUCUUCCUGGAAUGGCGUCCCCGACGUGGGCAUGGUCAGUGACAUCCUCUUCUGGAUCUUGAAGGAACAUGGGAGGAGUAAAAGCAGAGCCUCAGACCUCACCAGGAUCCAUUUCCACACGCUGGUCUACCACAUCCUGGCCACUGUCGACGGACACUGGGCCAACCAGCUGGCGGCCGUGGCCGCAGGAGCACGCGUGGCCGGGACGCAGGCCUGCGCCACGGAAGCCAUAGACGCCAACCGUGUGUCCCUGCGGGCGCCCCACGAGUUCAUGACUUCCCAUUCAGAGGUGGGCUCGAGGAUCGUAAUAAACCCCAAUGAGCCAGUGGCAGAGUGGCACAGGGAGGGAAUAUCCUUCCACUUCACACCAGUCCUGGUGUGUAAAGAUCCCAUUCGAACCGUGGGCCUUGGAGACGCCAUUUCCGCUGAAGGCCUCUUCUAUUCAGAAGUCCGCCCUCACUCCUAGGAAGUAAUUUUUCUGAAGGAGAGCUACCCAAUUUAAGAAUGACAGGAAAAAUAGGAUGGAGGUGUGUCAAAACAGCUUCUAGAUCUAAUUGAAAGAUAGCCAAAGAAACAACAGAUUCAACUGUAUCAGAUACAUUCCAGCCUGUUGACGAUUACACAAAAACAUUUCAGGUUUUCCUCAGAAUUUAGCUAUCUACUAACGAGACUGGAUUUUUGGUUUUUUUUAUGUUGUGUGUUACAGGGGUAAAACUUGAUUCCCGUGUCCCCAUUUUAUGCAGCGUUGUCUGGUAUCUUAGGCCAGACUGCGCUGUGGAGAGCACGUCGGCUGGAGAAAGCGCUUCCGCCGGCGCCAGGGUCUCAUGCUCUCUCUCUCUGCUGCGCGCUUGUGGGCAGGAUCAUGAUUUCCAUUCAGUGUUACAAUGAAAAUAUUUAAGGAGCACCCCUUCUGAGUCUUCUGCUCUCGAACUUAAGACAGAGCCACAAGUCAGGACAAAACAAUCGCCCCUGUGCUUCAUAGUCCCCGCCCAGGCCGGGAGCCUCGCGCAGCCUUUGCGGGAGGCCUUCCAGAAGCCUGGCUCGCCUGCCCGGUGGGCUGCGGGGGCUGCUGGGCUCCACCUUCUGCCCUGGCGCCCGGGGUUGUGGGCUGGCUGGUCAGAGCCCACCGUGCCUGGGCCCAGUCCCAGCCACCGGCUCUGGGCACGCUUUCCACAGUGGAAGACCGAUCGUUGUUCACUCUGAUCCUUGAAGGAAUUUGCUUUUACAACUGGAAUACGCUUCUGCGGGUGUAACAGAUCAUGUUUGUUUUACAUUCACACACCACAUCCAGUAAAGAGUUUUACCUCAUCAGAGCCCCAGAAUCAUGAAUAAAUCUGUCCUGUUAUGUAUUUGUUUUUUUAUAAGUCAAGGAGACUUGUGUGUGCUUUUAAAUAUAUUAAAAAAAAUUUACAUUUCAGGA